Molecule: messenger RNA, 1129 nt
Organism: Empidonax traillii (willow flycatcher)
Lineage: Eukaryota; Metazoa; Chordata; Aves; Passeriformes; Tyrannidae
Gene: TMEM52
Product: transmembrane protein 52
Exons: 3
Coding region: 226-873 (215 amino acids)
Source: RefSeq, a predicted model, not a curated record
CACGAGGCACCUCCUCUCAGUUACCUUUAAACAACACCGAGCUGGAGUCUGGGAAUCCUGCACGUGUCUUUGUCUCUCCCAAGAAGAGUAAAGCACCACUUGGUAAAAACCUUCCUUGGCUCAGAAGCCAGUUGUACAGAGGGAUUGUCUGUGUGUUCUCACUGCAGUAAUUUUACAGCUACGAAGCACAGUUCUCUGAAGGUAAAUCUAAAGGAGUUUUGCUCCAUGCUCGUACUGACUGCUUUCCCUUCUCCACCUCAGAAAUCCUGGGAAUCGUAUUCCCUGUCACACAGGCACUGUUUGACUGGAGCUACUGCAAUCCCUGGCUCAUCUGCCUUCCCUGCCAGAUGCCCUCAGAACAUGUCUGAUUGGGCCAGCCUGUGGUAUGUCUGGCUGCUCCUGCUGACGCUGUUCCUGCUCCUGCUCUGCGGGCUCUCUGCGAGCUGUGUCAGGUUCUGCUGCCGCAGGAAGAGGCUCCCUGUGGAGACGUUCCCUCGGCACCCCUGUGACCUGGCAGGGAUCGGCAUCGACAGCGACAGCACCGCCCACAGCACCGUCACCUCCUACAGCUCAUGGCAGUACCCUCCAAGCGUGCAGAUCCCUGCAGUGUUUGUGGAUAUGGAUAAGAACACCCUGUCCCCCCCAGCUUACAGUGUCUAUGCACUGGACUUGCCACCUUCCUACGACGAGGCCGUGCAGAUGGGGAAGCCAGGGGCUGAAGGGGCACGGAAACUCAGUGACAUCCCUGAGCAGGGGACACCAGCGGGGCUGAGCCCCAGCCAGGACCCACCUGAGACAGCCACCAGGGAUCCAGCAGCACAGCCAACUGCAGAGACCUCCCAAGGUGCCACAAAAGAACAGCCCCAGAUCUGACUCGUUUCAGAUGGGGAGUACGGGCAGGGAAGGACUGUAGGAAUUAAAGAGGACGUGAAGGGUUGGGGUUUAUAAGUAGGUUACGGUGGAAAGAUGUUCCCUCUCGUGCCCUUGCAAUGAUCUGCCAGAAGAAAUGCUUUCUGUGACUUCUGUAAUCCCCUGGUAAGGCUUCUUCAAGGAUAUGAAAUGAGGUAAAAGGGCAGCAGUUUAAAAAUGCCUGUGGAAGUGGGACGUGAAUGCUCGUUCAUCUUCUGAU